GCUUCUCGCUGCUACCCGGGAGCCCAGCAGAGUUUUCCCUGAAAUAAAUCAGGUAGACAAGAUCAGCAUCCGCCACGGUCCAAGCCCGUCGGAGAGAGACGGCAAGCAGCAUGUCCUUCAACCGAAAGAACUGGUCCGCGCUGUCCAGCCUGGCUCAACAAUGGUCUGUUGAGGAUGGAGAGGAGCAGGAGAGAGAGCGCAGGCGAAGACAUAGGCAACUGAGUUCCACCUCUGAAACAAAGGCGGAGGAAUCCUCCAGCAAAGUACAGAAUGCGACCCGUCCGACAUCAAACAGGGUUAAUAAUUCCUUAGAGGCAAAGCUGCUUAACUUGGAAAAUUCAGCACUGAAAAACGAGAAGACUGAACCAGUUGCAGUAAAUAAACUGGAAGGCAGAAGAGUGUGGAGGAGAGCAGAGUUUUUAAAUAACAUAAAACAAGACAAGAAAAUACUAGUGAGUACUAAGAAAUUUGAAAAGGAACCUCCUGAAGAGAAUCCUGCAUCUCCUCCAGAAUCAUCCAAAGAAGAGGGAAGAGCAGAAAAAUGUGAAACCCUAAUUCAGCAAAAGGAUGCUAUAGAAGAAAGCCAUCACAUCCAGAGUCCAAAAAAAGAGGAGAUCACACUGGAGCAACAUGAAGCCCUGAAGCAGGAGAAGGACCUCAAAACAGAUGAGGAUCAGGUCUUCAGUGAGGAGGAGAAGGUCCCAAGCAUAUGUGAAUCUCAGAGACUGGUUGUGACCCAGAAUGAGGUGGCUUCCCAGGAGCCUCAACGAAUUUCUUGCGAACGUAAAAGCAUCAGCCGGCUUGAGGUGAAAAUUCAGCCAAGAGCUAGAAAGUUUACUGAUCCUGCUGUAACCACACCUGCUUCUGAGGCACCACAGGCCACCGAAAAAUCUAUUCCCAAAUCAAAUGCUAAAACUAUAAGGUCUCCCUCUGGUCAAGAAGGUUUUGAUGCCCCUAUAUUAAUUUCUGAACCGCGGAUUACUUAUAGUAGCUCAUUCAACCGGAUCAGUCCAAGGACAAUCUCAUUCCGGGUUGUUCCCAAGAAAGAAAGACAAGAAGAUGCAUUAAGCAGAAGUGCUAGUAUGAGGCUUCCAGCAAGCACAGUCAAACUUGAGGAGAAGCUAGAGAGAUAUGCAUCUGCUGUCCAGAGGUCAGGAUCCAUUAAAGUGUCUUCACCUAUUCGGAGAAACUUCCAACUACCUUUGGAGGGUGUGGCCAGCAGACGUAGCAUCUUUGAAGCCACUAUUCCUGUCCAGAGUGAGCUUCCCACUCUUGUCCGUAAGGAAAGUUUGAGGAUGCCAGGAGGAGUCUCAUCCCGAAUAAAUCUCUGGAUAAGUCGAACUCAGGAAUCCAAAAAGAAUGAAGGAGACAAGGACAUUCAGAGAACUGGGAACACCACACAAGGCAGUUAGUUGGAAAACUGAUCUGAUGGUUUGUGAAGGAAAUCCAAGAUGUAACAAGACAUGCUACUCUCAGGAAAACUUACCUCCAUUGAAACAAAAGUCACAGAUCUCUUGGAAUUCUACUAUAUCCCUCUGUUUAUUGCUCUACUCUUAUACAGAACUGACCACCUGGCAAAGAUAUCUAUCAGCCGACAAUGCCUACAGUGCCUUUUAUUGAAUGGAGCUCUUGAUGACUUAAAUGAUUCGAUGGAUGUGAAAACUGACCUAUGACAGAAAAACUAUAUUUCUAUAAUACAUUUUUUUCUUUUUAUUGUUAUAUCAUCAGUCCUCACCAAAAUUAAGUUCUAUUAGCAAAUAUGAAAUGCAUAUGGCUUCUUUACUGGAUCAUAUUUCAGCUAUGUUUCCACCAUGAUGAAUACUUACAUUUGCACCAAGCAAUUGCAAUUGUUGCCUAAAUGUAGCUUUGCCUGUUCUUGCUUAGCUUGUUAUUAUCUAAUUAUCUUAUUUGAAUAAAAGAGGGAUGUUUUAAUGGGGAAAUUGUGCUCAACCCUAAACUGAUCAGAACCAUGAGGAGGUUUAAAGCAAAAAU
Thamnophis sirtalis is the source of this 1992-nucleotide messenger RNA. RefSeq names its product ladinin 1 (gene LAD1). The record is from RefSeq and is a predicted model, not a curated record. Lineage: Eukaryota; Metazoa; Chordata; Lepidosauria; Squamata; Natricidae. Gene Ontology annotation, molecular function: structural molecule activity.